CCCACCCAUUGUCUAUCCAUUCAUUUUUUUUUUCUUCUCCAGAGAGAAAGAGAGAGAGAAGCACAAGAAGAAGAAGAAGAAGAAGUUCUGGAAUAAUCAUCGUCUCUGUUUCUUGGGGUUGUUUAUUUCUCUCUAAAGUUUCUGGAUUCAACUUCCGAAGAAGAUCUUUCUUACCAGAAAGUUGAUUUGGUCAGAGUGAAGGAAGAUGGGUUACAUGUGUGACUUCUGUGGUGAACAAAGAUCUAUGGUGUACUGUCGAUCCGAUGCAGCUUGUCUGUGUCUCUCCUGUGACCGGAGUGUUCAUUCCGCUAAUGCAUUGUCCAAACGGCAUUCUCGGACACUUGUCUGCGAGAGAUGCAAUGCUCAGCCUGCUACUGUCAGGUGUGUUGAAGAAAGGGUCUCACUCUGUCAAAACUGUGAUUGGUCCGGCCACAACAACAAUUCUUCGUCUUCUUCUACUUCGCCGCAGCAGCAUAAGAGGCAAACCAUAAGUUGCUAUUCGGGUUGCCCUUCGAGCUCAGAACUCGCAUCCAUUUGGUCCUUCUGUUUGGACUUAGCCGGACAAUCCAUUUGUGAACAAGAAAUGGGUAUGAUGAAUAUAGACGAUGAUGGUCCUACCGACAACAAAAAUUGUAAUGAAGAUAAGAAAGAUGUCUUUGUUUCAAUUCCUGAAACCAGUUCUGCAGCAAAAGGAAAGUCAUCUUCUGCUAAGGAUGUUGGAGUGUGUGAAGAUGAUUUCUACGGGAACCUUGGUAUGGAUGAAGUUGAUAUGGCACUUGAGAACUAUGAAGAGCUCUUUGGUACCGCCUUUAACCCCUCGGAAGAGCUAUUUGGGCAUGGUGGAAUCGAUAGUCUUUUCCAGAAGCACCAAACAAAAGCUCCAGAGGGAGGGAAUUCGGUGCAUCCAGCUGGCAGUAAUGAUUCGUUCAUGAGUUCGAAAACUGAGCCAAUAAUUUGCUACACAUCGAAGCCAGCACAAUCGAACAUAUCGUUCUCUGGAGUCACUGGAGAAAGUAGUGCUGGAGAUUUCCAAGAAUGUGGUGCAUCAUCUUCGAUACAGCUCUCUGGCGAGCCACCAUGGUAUCCUCCAACAUCUCAAGAAAAUAAUGCCUGCUCACAUUCAGUAACCCGUAAUAAUGCAGUUAUGCGAUACAAGGAAAAGAAGAAGGCUCGCAAGUUUGAUAAGAGAGUGAGGUAUGCUUCUCGCAAAGCAAGAGCUGAUGUGAGACGGCGUGUAAAGGGGAGAUUUGUCAAAGCUGGUGAAGCUUAUGAUUACGACCCCCUCACCCCAACCAGAAGCUAUUGAGGAGUCUUAUUGAAAGGUAAAAAAAAGGUAGAUACACAUGGCGAAGAAUCGAACAAGAAAGGUUUUUGACUUAUGGGCAGUUUCAAGUGAGCAACUUGGAAAAUUGUGGGUUAGUAACAAAACAAGACUACUCUAGCAUGAACAGAUUCAAGACUGACUCUUGUAAGCAACCAUUCAUUCUUGGGAUUCAAUCGGUUCUUUGGCCUCAGAAGCUUCAUUCUUGUCCAGAGGGAUCAUUCUCUGACUUUCCUUGUCCAACUCCGGUUUCUUCUUCUUCUUCAGGCGUCUCACUGAUCAGGGUUCCAUGAAUUUUGUUCUUCUCUGUAGUUAAAAAGGCAGGGAGAUUUAGAGUAAUUAAACAAUAUGUGAUUGUUGUGUAUGCCUUUCUAUUUGUUUGUUGUAUACUCAUAAAUGCUUUUUUCUGUUUUGUACUCGGGCAUUCUUGUAAAUUAAAAACAUUAUCCACAUUGUGUA
Messenger RNA from Arabidopsis lyrata subsp. lyrata, 1780 nucleotides. RefSeq names its product zinc finger protein CONSTANS-LIKE 9. Gene Ontology annotation, molecular function: zinc ion binding; protein binding. Bases 206 to 1306 code for a protein of 366 amino acids. The transcript is spliced from 5 exons. The record is from RefSeq and is a predicted model, not a curated record. Lineage: Eukaryota; Viridiplantae; Streptophyta; Magnoliopsida; Brassicales; Brassicaceae.